Molecule: messenger RNA, 635 nt
Organism: Oppiella nova
Lineage: Eukaryota; Metazoa; Arthropoda; Arachnida; Sarcoptiformes; Oppiidae
Source: the annotation of a GenBank genome assembly
AAUGCAGGGACCGGUUCCACGCGGCUAUGCCUAAGUCACAGGUCACUUUCGAUGUACCCUGGAGUCCAUACAAUGUCAAUGGGACGGGUAUCGACGGCCGUAACUACAACUUCACAGCACUGGCCGACGCGUCGGACUUCCUAUUCAUUAUGGCUUAUGACGAGAGAAGUCAAGUGUUUGACUCCGACUGCACGGCUCAGGCCAACUCUGCCCUCUACGAUACGGCUGGGGGUAUAAUGGCAUACCUGAAGCUUGGUAUUGAACCCAACAAACUGGUGUUGGGGUUGCCCUGGUAUGGGUACGACUACACGUGCAUUAAGACUGGUCCCGAGCGUACGUGCUAUAUAAAAGAGGUGCCCUUCCGGGGGGUUAAAUGCAGUGAUGCGGCCGGAACUCAGGUGCCGUACGUGGAGAUCAUGAAAGUGGUCGACACCUAUGGGGACACGUGGGACGAGCACUCGAAGUCUAGGUUUGCGUAUUUCAAUGAUACGACAAACACGACCCGACAGAUCUGGUACGACAACCCCUACAGCCUGUCCCUGAAGGUUGGGUUCGCUAACUAUAAGCAGUUGCGAGGAGUGGGCGUCUGGACCGCCAAUAUGUUGGACUACUCGGGCUCUAAGGAAAGUCAGGCU